Molecule: messenger RNA, 1997 nt
Organism: Seriola dumerili (greater amberjack)
Lineage: Eukaryota; Metazoa; Chordata; Actinopteri; Carangiformes; Carangidae
Gene: crtac1a
Product: cartilage acidic protein 1-like
Exons: 14
Coding region: 125-1720 (531 amino acids)
Biological process (GO): axonal fasciculation
Source: RefSeq, a predicted model, not a curated record
GUUGUAUAAGGUGGAGGAUCUUUGACAAAUAAUUUCAUAUCAGCGCUGACUUCAUUCACAUCACUGCAGCAAAAUCAGAUCAUUUCCAUCUUUAUACACGGACAGAGCUUGUCAGUUUUCAGUGAUGUGGGGCUCACGUCUGCUGCUCCUCCUGUUGGUCGGACUCUGGCAUCAGCCUCACGCCCAGACCUCUCAGCCCAUGUUCCAGGUUGUCACACAGACUAUGCUUCCUCCUGACAAUCUGCACAAUCCCACACAGCUCAACUAUGGGAUGGCUGUAACAGACGUGGAUGGUGACGGCGAUCUAGAAGUGGUGGUGGCAGGGUACAAUGGGCCCAACUUGGUGCUGAAGUACGAUCGCACUCAAAAUAGGCUGGUAAACAUUGCUAUUGAUGACAGUAACUCUCCAUACUACGCCCUGAGGGACAGAGCGGGUAACGCUAUUGGAGUUACAGCAUGUGAUGUGGAUGGAGACGGACGUGAGGAGAUCUACUUCCUCAACACAAACAAUGCCUACUCUGGACGAGCAACGUAUUCAGACAAGCUCUUCAAGUUUCGUAAUGGCCGCUUCGAGGAUCUUCUGAGUGACGAGCUCAAUGUGCGUCGUGGCGUUGCUAAUCGCAUGGCAGGACGUUCUGUGGCAUGUAUUGACAGAAAGGGAACAGGCCGUUACUCAGUCUACGUGGCCAACUACGCCAGCGGCAACACCGGCCCUCACGCUCUCUUAGAGAUGGACGAAGCUGCCAGUGAUGUCAGCAGGGGCAUCAUCGCCCUGUCUGACGUGGCAGCUGCGGCUGGGGUCAACAAGCUCACGGGUGGUCGCGGUGUGGUGGUUGGACCGAUCCUGAACAAGGCCAGGUCUGACAUUUUCUGUGACAACGAGAACGGACCCAACUUCUUGUUUAAGAAUAAUGGAGAUGGGACUUUUGUUGAUAUGGCCAGACAGGCAGGUGUGGAGGACCGAUCCCAGCACGGCAGAGGAGUGGCACUAGCUGACUUUAAUGGCGAUGGGAAGACAGACAUCGUCUAUGGCAACUGGAACGGCCCACACAGACUUUACCUGCAGGGCAGCGACUCUAAAUUUCAGGACAUAGCUACUAGAGGAUUUGCCACCCCUUCCCCUGUUCGCACAGUCAUUGCUGCUGACUUUGAUAAUGACAAGGAACUGGAGGUGUUUUUCAACAAUAUUGCCUACAGAGGCAACGCCCCUAACAAGCUGUUCAAGGUGUCAAAUAGAGCUGGGGCGGACCCAUUGAUCCACGAGCUUAAUGUGGGAGAUGCUGCAGAGCCACAGGGGAGAGGAACAGGUGGCACUGUGACAGACGUGGAUGGGGACGGACAGCUGGACCUGCUGCUGGCACAUGGAGAGAGCGCCCAGCAACCAAUCUCUGUCUUCAAAGUCACACAGGGCUCGUCCAAUAAGUGGCUGCGGGUCAUCCCUCGCACCCAGUUUGGCUCUUUUGCCCGGGGCGCCAAGGUAACAGCCUUCACCAAUCAGGGUGUAGGUUACACACGCAUCAUUGACGGAGGCUCUGGGUACCUGUGUGAGAUGGAGCCUGUCGCCCACUUUGGUUUAGGAAGUGAUGAGGUGAAGUUACUGGAGGUCUCCUGGCCGGACGGCAGGUCUAUCACUCGAACCAUUCAGCAUGGUGAAAUGAACUCAGUGGUGGAAGUGGCCUAUCCCAGUGAAGGGGAAAUGUCUGCCAGUGACAUGCAGUGAGGUAAAGGCUUUAUUGUCAGAAUGGCCGCUGUGCAGGUCCUCGAGGAUAAUCACAUGAAAUGCAAUAGAAAUGUUGCAGAGAUCAUGUUUGAAAUUUUUAUUUUUUUUGCCCGUGCAUUAAGACAGGGGCCCUGUUGUUCUCUUUACUAUGUGCAUAGUUUUAAUAUUUUUGUGUUUCUUAUUUUUCUCUUAUUCAUUUUUUAUUGCUACUGCUAUUUUAUGGUUUUUUAUUUUUAUGAGCCAUGGAAAGCUCUCUAAAUAAACUGCUACAAAUCAA